Molecule: messenger RNA, 1067 nt
Organism: Anopheles arabiensis
Lineage: Eukaryota; Metazoa; Arthropoda; Insecta; Diptera; Culicidae
Exons: 2
Coding region: 33-641 (202 amino acids)
Source: RefSeq, a predicted model, not a curated record
GUUAGUUGGGGAAACGUCUUUCGAUACAGAACAUGAAAAAGUUGGUGUGCGUGUUGUUGUUUUUAAGAGCAUUACAAACCGCUUCGGUGUACGGCGAUAAUCAUGGCUGUCAAGUGCUGCUGGAGGGGCCAAACUGUCCAAUUGAGGAGAACAACAGUAACAGCUCACUCGCGGCAGCUUGUGAUGGAUGGCUGUGGGACCGACGCUGGAUUGCGGUGGAGAAGAGCUGUUUGCCAAGAGAAUGGCUGCGACACAACUGUACCCAAGAUGUGAAGGUAACGCUGACGAAUCUGGAGCUCGUGUAUGUGCAGCUAAAGGUCGAUAGAUUGAUUUACCAUCCAUCCCCAAACGACACUGUCUUGCUGCUGCUGCUAAGCCGUCCAUUCGGUGGACCGUUCGAGAGUGAGUUGGAAGUCAAUCCCGCUUUGAGCCUGCACCGGAACUGGAUUGAUGAAACGAUUCGCCACGAAGAUGCGAAGGACGUUGCGCGUCGACAGCUGGAACGGGCGGUGGAUACCGGCGGCGGCGGCGACCUUCCAGCAAUUGCUUUUAUGGACUUUUUGAAACUGCUCCUCGUGGUGAGCUCACUGGCCGGUAUAUCGUUCCUAUUCUGCUGCACAUUUAUGCUCGUUUCGAAGUAGCAGCAGCACCGGCAGCACCGGCAACAGCAACAGAACCCAUCAAGCGUAAUCAAAACUUGUGUUCCAAUCAAACAUUUAUCAUUUCUAUCAUUUCUUCCCUUCCCCUUUGUGCGGUGGAAGAACACGGCACCACGACUGCAUGGCGUUUGCUGGCAAACGUGUGUGUGUGUAUUUCGGUGCAGAUUUUAUGCAUGUUUUAAUUUCCACCGCUCGAAUUGCCAUUACCCGGGGGAAGGGGGGGGUAGUGGGGGUUUGCAGCAUAAUUUUAGCAGCUGCUACGAGCAAUUCCUCCCACGAGCAUCACACAAACACACACGCUGAAGCACACCAGGUCGAGUCGGGAUGUCAUUUUCAUUAACUGAGUUGACAAGUUGCAUUGUUUCGAUUUGAUCGUAAUUAAAACAAAACCGGAGUUGCACACUCACA